CGGUCCAGCCCCCGUGGGCGGCGGGCGGGGCGGGGGGCGGUGCGGGGCCGCCCCCGCCAGCGGAGCCGCUCGGCGGAUCAUGUGCGGCGGGGCGCACGUCGCCGGCGGAGCGCGGCGGCACCUCCGGGGCGGCUCCGAGGGGCCCGAGGAGGUGAUCUAUGCCAUCCGCUUACAGAGCACAGGGAAAUAAAUCUGCGCUUUGGACUCUCUUGAGCAGCUGGAAGGAGAAACAAUACCCUGAGAAUGAAGCAAUAAAAAAAUCUCUCUGCAGAACCGUAUGAUUGAAAACGCGGUCCAGCCCUCCUCUGCUGCUGGACAUGCUUUUAUUCUUCUGCCCUGCUCACCUGAUGUUGCAGUAGUACAGAUGGAUCGUAGCAGAGAGGCAGAAAUGGAGUUACGGAGAUCCUCCAGCCCGGGCAAGCUAAGCAAGGGUGACAUGGAUGCUGACAAGACCAUGUGCCACAGCUGCUGCAUCUGCGGUAAAAGUUUUCCUUUUCAGAGUUCCUUGUCGCAGCACAUGAGGAAGCACACAGGCGAGAAGCCCUACAAAUGCCCUUACUGCGAUCACAGAGCUUCCCAAAAGGGCAACUUGAAGAUUCACAUCCGUAGUCACAGAACAGGCACUUUAAGUCAGGGGAAUGAGGCGGAGAUGGGAGAGGCGCAGCUUGGGGAGACGGGCGUUUCGGAGGGCCUUGGCGGGUGCACCAGCCCCACUAAAAGUACGUCUGCCUGCAACAAGAUCUUGAAUGGUACAGUGCAGGUAGAUAGCAGCAAGAUCUUGUUGAGAAGCAGCAAGAAGGAGGUCAUGGAGGUGGUGUCAGCUGAGGAGGAUGGCAAGAUGACCUCUUACCAGUGCACCUUCUGCAAAAACAAAUUUGAAAGAAAGAAGGACCUGGAGCAGCACCUGCACCAGGUCCACAAACCGUUCAAGUGCAAGUUGUGUAGCUACAUGACCCUGAGGGAAGAGACGCUGUUGAACCACAUAGAGAAGGACCAUGUAACAGCUCAGGUUCUGAAUGGGGAGGCCUACACCGAAAACUGCAAGAGUGAGAUGAGCGCAGGAGAGUUUCCGUGUGAAGUCUGUGGUCAGGCCUUUAGUCAGACCUGGUUCCUGAAAGCUCACAUGAAAAAGCACAGGGGGUCAUUUGAUCAUGGGUGCCACAUUUGUGGCAGGAGGUUUAAAGAGCCCUGGUUUCUUAAGAACCACAUGAAGUCGCAUGGCCCCAAGUCUGGGAGCAAAAACAAACCAAAAAAUGACUCGGAGCUGAUAGCCACUAUCAAUGAUGUGAUACAGGAGGAGACGAUUGUGACAGGCCUAUCUCUGUACGAAGUUUGCACCAAGUGUGGAAAUCUGUUUACAAAUAUGGAAAGCCUGAAAGCGCACAACGCUGUUCACUACCGGGCGCAGCGGGGCAGCGCUGGGGAUAAAGCUGAGGGCUUAACUGAUGGGAGCCUAAGCUCUGCGGUAACAAAGCAGUUUUUCUUGCAGUGUCUCAAUCUAAGGCCAUCUGUAGGGCCGGACAGAGUUGCAGGAGGACAGCCUGGGAAAAGAGUAGCCGAGCUGGAUCCGGUCAGUAGCUACCAAGCUUGGCAGCUGGCCACUAAAGGAAAAGUAGUAGAGCCCUCGGAAUAUGUGAAGUAUGUGGGAUGGGAUGAGGCCCUGGCAGAUGCGGAUGUGACUUAUGACAAGGAUAAAAGAGAGUAUAUCCUCGUCAACCAGGAGAAGCGCAAACGAGACCAGGACUCUCCGAGCUCUUCCAGCAACCCCAAAAAGAAGAGCUGCACCAGCGGGCGCCCGGAGAAAACUGUAAAUGCCCCACUGGGGGAGAGCUGCCCACUCUCCCAGGGGGACCUGGACUACCGCCCUGCCUCACGGCAGAGCCGGCGGGCCACCCAGAACAAGUCCACCGAGUGCUUUGAGUGCGGGAAGAUUUUCCGCACCUACCACCAAAUGGUGUUGCACUCUCGGGUGCACCGCAAGGAGCGGAGGAGCGAGGGUGGGACGGCCACACAGCCUGACCGUUACGGCUCCAGCAGCGAGGAAGGGGACUCGGGGUCUGUCAGUGGGCCCAGCACCCCUGGGUCUGCGUCCGCCCUGGAGGAUUCAGCUACCUCUGGCCUGGGGGAGGAGGGGGCUGAGGAAAGCUCAGAGGAAGGAGCAGCAAACCCGUCACUAGAUGAAAAGCCAUACCACUGCAACUUUUCUGAGGAGGAAACCCCAAUGGUAACAUCUCAGUUGGAUGAACUCCAGAAGCUAGGAAGCCGCAGUGCCAGAGAAAAUGAAGCCAGGGAAUCCAAAACAGAGAUUCCUUCCCUGGUGUCAGCACUGGAGAGUGUCAUCAAGGAGCCCUUUUUGAAAUACCAAGAUCUGAAAGGGUCUGUGGACGUAAAGAUGCCAGCAUUUCACCACAGCCAAGGGCUUCCUUGCUCCAGUCACAUUGCUAACUUGGGUUCAGGUGUGGGCCAGACAUCUUCAAACAUGGUCAUGGACUUGAAAAUGUCACUUGAAGUGCAGGCUAGUUGCACUAGAGAAAAUUUGCUAGAAUUACACAGGGAGCAUCCUCUGACAGAAAAAGGUGCUGAAGCUCAAGAAGUAGCUCCACUCGAUUUGAGUGAAAAAUCAACAAGGGACAAUCCAUGCAAUAAAAAUCUGAAUAUAUCCUUGCAGGCUGCUUUAAUUGUCUAUCCGUGUCCUUUCUGCAGUCAUAAGACCUACUACCCUGAAGUCCUGUGGAUGCACAAAAGAAUUUUGCACAAAAUCAGCUGUAACUCGAUGGUCCCCCCUUGGGUUCAACAGAACGGAUUCAAGACUAUUAAAAACAACCUGGUCUUUCUGGCAAGGAGUGGGCGUACUGGUCCCCCUCCUGUUCUCAGCGGUAAGGAAUGCCAGCCUUUGCCCAUUGCCAGAUUUACACGCACUCAAGUGCCAAGUGCAUUGCCAGGGUCCAAAAGCAGCUCUCUUUCUGUUGGGUUAACUGCGAAGUCUGGGAGUACGCAUCAGUCAAAGGACAGUCAUGCUUUCAGCCACUGUGGUCCACGCGUAUCAGGUCUGGAUGGGUACAGACAGCCCAAGUUAAACCAUUCCCAAGAGCAAUAUACCAUAGCAGCACAACAAAAAAGUAAAUAUGAAGCAAAUUCCAAACUUAUGCAAAUGGGAGCCUAUAGCAGAAGUGUAACGCCUACUCCAACAGUCAUAUCCAGGCCUAGCACACAGCCCACCAACAGUAAGCAAAUGGAAAAGUACAUGGCUCUCCAAGGAAGUGCUAGUUUUGCCCCUCCGGGUAAACACUGUGCAUCUGACUCCGUGAAGGCCAAAUUCAACCCACCACCACAGUAUCAUCCUCUGUGUAAAAGCGAGCAGUACACUAAACAUGAAGAGCCGUCAGUGCCUCAGAGGGAGUCUCACAUGAAGGCUGGCAAUGAGAUGAAGACACUGGCAAACUGCACAGCGGUAGCACGAGCGAGUCCACUGCUGCAGACCCAGCCUAGCGCUGCAGGAGUUUCUCCGGCUUUACACUCCAGCAAACAGGAUCUGGGAUCAGAUGGGCAUGAGAAACAUUUGGACAUUUUAAAUAUCUUUAAAACAUACAUUCCAAAGGACCUUGCUUCGUUGUACCAGACCUGUGGUGCCAACAGCCCUGUCCUGGAUCAUGCAGGGAUGCUCAGGACACAAACACGCCAAGGAGACUGUGUCUGCAGAGAGUGUGGAAAAUGCUUUACCCAACCCAGUCACCUCAGGACUCAUCAGAGGUCCCAUGCAGGGGAGAGACCACGGCGGUGUGGAGGUCGCCCACACGCUACCUCUCCGGAAGGGAACCUAGAGCCCCGGCAGAGGAGCCCCUGCGCCAGCGGCCCCCACCCCGAUGGGCAGCACCGGCAGCCCCCCGUGCCACUGCCCCGCGCACCGGUGGCUGCAGAGCAGCCUCCCUGCCAGCCAUCGCCUCACCCGGAGCCGCUGCGUGGGACUGAAACCAGCGCUCUGCAAGGAGGGGGGUGCCUCUGCGCUGUUAAUCAUUUUAAAAUAAAUGAAGAUGCUACACAAGAUAUAUAUAAAUUGACGUACUAAUCAGUCCCAUGGUUCCUUAUUUCCUUUAUAAUAAACAGUGGAGUUGGCAAGCACUGUGGCAACACAAGGCAUCUAUAUUAAUCAAGAGAAGUUUGAGACACUGGAAAAAUUAAACUUUAUGUGAUUUGGACAGCAUGAAGAAGUUAAGCACUGUAACAAAAACCUCCCUGAUGCUCACAAUGACUAUUUGAUACAUUUGAAAAACAGCAGUGGAUUCGAGGGCUGGAGAAGUAUUAAUUAAUGAAACUGCCACUGCCUGUCAUGCUGAAAAGCAAAUGGAAAAGAAAAAGGGGAGAGAGAGGAAGAAGGGGAGUGUGAGGAAAAGGUGGCAUUCGGUGCUGAGAAAGCAAUGCUUGAUGAAGGAUUAAAGGGACUAAAGAGAAAGACCGUCGUUCUGCAAUGGUUUGUUUCAUUACAGUUCGGGGACCACUUGCAUUUCUAGUGCUCUUGCUCUUGACUGCGCACCAUUAAUAGUAUGUGAAUAUGGAAAUUGAAACACUUUCAGAGAAAAGCUUCUAUUCGGCUUUGGAAAAGAAAAGCUAGUCAAACACUAAGAAAAAAAACAGGCUUCUGUGUUUUACUCUCAGGACCUUUUUUUUUGUAACAGGGCUACUUUCUUCGACCUGAUCACAAAGGAAGUCUUCAUGUUUGAAAAAAAACAGAAAUAAUAAAACGCUCAGCUGUCUAACGCUGCUGAUCUGUAUGUUUAGAAGAGAAAAGGUGUCACUGAACAAGUCCAGGCAGCCCUGGUCCCGUAAAGUACUCUCUGCUCCUGCAUUUGGUUCAGCAGGUUCACCGCUCCUCCCUGGGCCCCGUGACGUUUUGGGAAGACGAGGAACUUCUUUUGUGCUGGCAGGUUAAUGUUAAUAUAAAUGUGUCAUGUCUUGUACUUGGUGAUCACUGGUGGUGUUAGGAAAAAAAGAAAAAAAAAAGCUUUAUAUACCUCUUCUACAGUAACUCUUUAACUGCAAGUUUUCAAGGUGGGGUUGUGGCACAUAACAGGUUGUUAAACCAUGCAGUGUAAGCAAUUAAAAAUGUAUUCCACAGAUAUAAAUAUUUUCUUUUCUUAUUGCUGUGACACUAUGUGUGAUGGUAAUAUUUCUGAGAGUUUCAGAUUUUGCACAUAUAAUUUUAUGCAUUAUCAAAAGUUACUGCUGCCUUGAAAGAAAAUGUUCUGUGAAAAUUUUUGCAAAAGCUUUACUAGUUUUUUUUUUUAAUUGUAACAUUUUGUAAAGGCAGGAAAUGGAUUUAAAAAAAAACCUAGCAUGCUAAAUAUAUUUUUCAAAAAAGCAAUAAUUUUACAUGUACAGAAAUUAUGCUAACCUUUAAUACAGGUGAGAGCAACAGUUUACUUAAUACAGUAAUGGAAUAGUGCUGUUUUUUUGUAGAAAUGGGCUUCUGACAAAAAAAGAUUUGUUUAAAAAAAAAAACAAAAAGCAGAAAAAAACCUUAAAGCGUGAUCUUUCUGU
Messenger RNA from Cuculus canorus (common cuckoo), 5535 nucleotides. RefSeq names its product zinc finger protein 516 (gene ZNF516). NCBI's taxonomy places the organism in Eukaryota, Metazoa, Chordata, Aves, Cuculiformes, Cuculidae. Gene Ontology annotation, biological process: regulation of DNA-templated transcription. The transcript is spliced from 5 exons. Bases 278 to 4066 code for a protein of 1262 amino acids. Gene Ontology annotation, cellular component: nucleus. Gene Ontology annotation, molecular function: DNA-binding transcription factor activity, RNA polymerase II-specific; RNA polymerase II cis-regulatory region sequence-specific DNA binding. The record is from RefSeq and is a predicted model, not a curated record.